AUGUCGCUUCUAGACGAUUACGCAGAGUACGAAUCCGCGGCUCGGCGACACAGUGGUGACAUGGCAGGAGUUGUCUCAAGCUCUUACGCCAGCACCCGCCAGGGCGAAUUGGCAACAUCUGGGGCUAAUGCCCUGACCUCAGAUGUCGACGGGUACAUUGCGACCACAUUAGAAACCGAGGAUGUGCCGAUAUUUUCGCUCGACACUGUGCAGUUCCAGGUGCCCAACAAAAUUAUAUCACUGGCCGUGUCCAACGACGUUCUUGUACUCAUAAUCGAGGGCGCAAAGGUAUUGCGCAUCAAGCUGCAAGAGGCGCACAACAUUCUCGAGGCCGACAUACCACUGAAUCCGACAGUCCUGCAGACAUGUAAUGCCUUUUUGGAUCCUACGGGGAGACACUUGCUUUUGUCGACGCCGCAGGGCGAUAGCUUCUACUACUACGAGGGCUGGGAGCAGAUGAAGCCGCUGUCAAAGUUCAAAAACAUGGAAAUCACUGCGGUUGCGUGGAACGGAAUGGCAUGGUCGACGGCCAAAUCUUCAACAGGCACGGUGCUGGUGGGCACGCAUGACGGCAAAAUAUACGAGACAGAGCUGCAGCCGGGCAAUGACACCAAGGCCAAGCGCAGCGAUAUUCCAGUGCGCUGCGUUGCCGAGCUGCCAGUGCGCGAGAGGGUGACAGGGAUAGCCAUGGAGGCAUUUCCUGCGCGGAAAAAGCAGCAUCUUGUCUUGAUUGCGACCGGCACGCGUCUGUACCAGGUUAUUGGUGCGGCAGAUUUGGAGUCGCGCUCCUCGGGCGACAAGUCUGCGGUAUUUGAGGUCAUGCUCAAGGACGGCCUGGCAAUGCCCAACUUUCAGGAAAUACCCGGCAUGCCGGGACCUGGGGCGCUGGGUGUGCACCAUCGAAAUGUACGGGACGGCGCCCGAGUUCAGGUGGUUGCCACGGAUUUUGCCUGGCUCACAUCCAUGGGCGUUUUUUUUGGCGGCCUGACGUUUGCUGGCCAAGAGUCCGGCGAUAGCGUUGUAGAGAACGCGUCGCUGCUUCCAUAUCCUUCUGCACCAUCCGCGCCAUCGGUAGCAAACGAGGACAACUCCAGUGGCGAUGACACUGUCACAGAGCAGCCCGUGUCGCUAGCAGUUACCGAGCAUCACAUCUUGCUGCAGUAUUCUGACUGCAUCCGCGCGCUCAGCAUGCUCAACAGCAAGCUGAUUUUUGAGCAAUUCGUAAACACCAGAGGCGCGUCCGGGGAGCUUUUGCAGGGCCUGACUGUCGACGAGACCAAGCGGACGUGCUGGCUGUUUUCGCCGUCAAACAUUUACGAGCUUGUGGUGACCGACGAGGAUCGCGACGUGUGGGACAUCUACCUCUCCCGUCGCCAGUUUGACGCCGCCCUCAAGCACUGCUACAACGACUCGCAGCGCGACAAAGUGCUGCGAGCCCAGGCAGAGCACCUGUUUGCGUCGGGCAAGUGCUUUGCACGCACAUCGGUGACCUUUGAAGAGGCUGUGUUGCGGUUUGUCGAGAAAAAAGAUAAUCGCGUGCUGAAGAGCUACCUGUUGACCAAGCUGGGCACACUCCGGCGGCAAGACCGCACGCAGAACACGCUGCUGGUGAUGUGGCUAAUUGAAAUAUACCUCAGCAUGCUUGGCGCGGUGGACGCGAAGAUAGCCUCGGUCGGCGCAACCGAUGCCGUGGCGAGAUCGCCAAUGAGCCCGAGCACAGUGGCCAAUUUUGAGCUUGAGAAGGACAUCCUGCUGAAGGAGCUGUAUGCGCUGGUGCUUGAGCACAAGGCGGCAGUGGAUCCGGCCACGACAUACCAACUGGCUGAGAGCCAUGGCCGGCGGGACUUUUGGCUGCACUACGCGUCGCUACGCGGCGACUACGAGAAGGUGGUCGAGUAUUGGAUGGAGAAGGAAGAGCACAUCCGGGUGAUCGAAGUGCUCGGCCACUACGGGACCCCAGACAUGUUUUACAAGUACUCGCCAGCGCUGAUGAGCGCCGAGCCCGCUGCGCUUGUCGAGAUCCUGAUGCGCCAACCCAACUUGACGCCCAACAAGCUGAUUCCGGCGCUUAUGCGCUACGAGGACGGCACAGCUAACACCGUCAACCAGGCGAUCAAAUACUUGCGGUUCUGCAUCCAGAGGCUAAAGUGCCGCAACCUGGUUGUUUACAACUACUACCUCACGCUCCUGGUCAAGGAGUCCACCACAGACAAUGAGUCUGAGCUCAUGUCGUUCCUGACCACGUACGGAAAGGACAUGCUGUACGAUCCUGACUAUGCGCUGCGUAUGUGCAAGCGUUUCGGGCGCAUCCAAAGCUGCGUCCACUUGUACAGCCUCCUCAAGCUGUACGAGGAUGCAGUCGAUCUUGCGCUCAAGCAGGGCGACAUUGAACUUGCACAGAUCCAUGCUGAGCGGCCCGACGAUGACAAGCUGUGCAAGCGGCUGUGGCUUAAAAUUGCGCAGCAUGUUAUCAAAGCUAAGGAGCCGGCAUCAAUGGUCAUGGAGCUAGUGCGGCGGUCGAACCGGCUAGGAGUCGAGGACAUUCUGCCGUUUUUCCCUGAUUUUACACGCGUCGAUGACUUUAAGGACGACAUCUGCGUGGCCCUGGAGGACUACGAGGUGCAGAUCCAAGACCUGAGGGGAGAGAUGGACGAGGCUACUCGGACAGCCGAGGCCAUGCAGCGCGACAUGACGAGUCUGAAGAACCGCUUCGCCAUCCUUAGUGCCGAGGAAACCUGCCAUGUGUGCUCGCAGCCGCUGUGGCUGCGCCAGUUCUAUGUGUUCCCCUGCCAGCACUCGUUCCAUGCCGACUGCCUGACGCGCAGAGUGGUUGGAACGUGCAACCGCGUACAGCGCAGACGCAUUCAUGAGCUGCAGAACCAGAGUGUCGAGAUUACAAAGCAGCGGAGGCAUCUGCGCCUGACGCCGCUGGUCGGGAAAACCAAAACCGGCGUCAAGGAGACGGACGAGCAGCUCGAGCAGCAGCUGAGGAAGACCAAGCAGCAGAUGGAUGCACUGGUGGCUGGCGAGUGCGUGCUUUGCGGAGAGGCCAUGAUCAAGUCCAUAGCCGACCCGUUCAUCGAAGCCGAUUCGUUCGACGCGGUGGCCGAGGACUCUUGGGCGAUUUGA
Kickxella alabastrina is the source of this 3129-nucleotide messenger RNA. RefSeq names its product Pep3/Vps18/deep orange family-domain-containing protein. The record is from RefSeq and is a predicted model, not a curated record. Bases 1 to 3129 code for a protein of 1042 amino acids. Gene Ontology annotation, biological process: endosome organization; intracellular protein transport; vacuole organization. NCBI's taxonomy places the organism in Eukaryota, Fungi, Kickxellomycota, Kickxellomycetes, Kickxellales, Kickxellaceae. Gene Ontology annotation, molecular function: protein-macromolecule adaptor activity. Gene Ontology annotation, cellular component: HOPS complex; endosome. The transcript has 2 exons.